AUGUGUCCGCCAUUACUGGUUUUAACAGAAAAACCGCUGUUGAUUUACAACGUGAAAUUUGACAUCAGGCAGUGGUUUCUUGUGACUGAUUGGAAUCCACUUACCCUGUGGUUUUAUAAGGUAAAGAUUGAACAAGCUUCUAAGGUCAUAAUCGUCAGGAGAUCUGAUGACUCAGCGGGCAAAAAUCUAGGACAGAUUUUUAGAAACUGCGACGCGGAGCUAGAAUAGUUCCUUCCGUGUUAUUUCCAACAGAAAGCACUGCUCGUACAUCGUUAAUUCUGUAAGGCAUUUAAUGAGAAUUGUGUAGUACUUACCACGUGUUCUAAAGACUUUACUUGAGAAAUUAGCCAUUUGAAUGAGUAGGUUUAAAGUCUGAAGCACCAUGUCUUUUAAAUUAAUCGUUUUGUUUCAGAAACGUUCAAUUACCAGUAUAUGCAUUGAAUUUUUAACGUUGUUAACUUCUCUCUCUAGGAUUGCUACAUCCGAUUCUGCAGUCAAAAUUUUUCUCUGGAGGACUUUCACGUGUAAGAUUCCUUUGCAUUUUUUCCUCAAAUUUACAAUUUUUCGAUUCUUGCAUGACUUCAAAUUUCUGUCAUUUCUGUAUCUACAGAAGCAUACACUUGGCCAAUAACUCCAUCCAGAAACACUUUGAGAACAGUGGAAUUCGCGACAAGCGCAUCCCAGAGGAUAACAUGUGGAGUAGCGAUGAUCUAAAGGCGUACCUCAAGUCAGUCCAGCUGUUAAUAUCUGUUUAUUAACCCAAUAAAAUUGAAAAGGCUCAAAAAUUACCUUUAUGAAACUGAUUAACUUAACCACCGUGAGAACAGUUUGAAUAUUUUUAUGCAAAUAGCCUUUUUUAGGACUUAAUCUGGAUUGUUUAGUUAGUACAAGAGCCACUUACGUAUAUACUGACAUAUUGAAUAUACUCUCACACAGUGAAUAAACCACAGUAAAAUACUGCUCGUUAGCUUUCAAUGUGUUUUGAUUGUUUAACUCUGAGUAAAACCCUUCCCCUCUCGUCAGUCAAGUGUUGAAUCUUUUAGCUCUGCCAAAUUGUGAAUGGAAGAAAGUUACUGCUCAGUAUCUGAUGAAUUCGUGCCUAGACUUGAAAGUUAGGACCGCUGUUUACUUCACAACAAAUAGUACCACAGAAAAGUGUUGCCCCGGGUUUGAAGGAGAGUUUUUAUACAGGCUGGAGUCCAAGGGUUAUGGGCUCCUGAAAGAAGCAAGUCAGAGCAUAUUCAUUACUUCGUUAAUACAUGUAACAGGUACAUAGGUUAGGCCAAAAGGUGACAAACGUUCUCGAGAGAGUAUCGUCAUCACUUCACACAGAAAGCGAGGUUAUAUUCUUCUGGUUCACAUGAUAGCUUUUUAGACGUUAGAAGACGUUUAGAUGUUUGAAAACAAAUCUUCUCAGAUAACACAAUAUAACAUGUCUUGAAAACCUGACGAGUUUGUGAAAUGUUGUCCUUGUAGGAAGAGGGGUGUGGGUGAAAUGUGGGAAGAUGUGAUUUAUCCUGGAAUGAAGAAGGCCGUAAUCUUCGCUGUGCAGUCUUGUCAGGAGAUCGUGGAAUAUCGCAAGGUAAUGCUUGACUCAGAACCUCUCAGAACGUACUGUUAGGCCCUGUGUUCCCCAACACAGAAGGAAGAGAUCGCAUAGAGUCAACAAGUAAAGGGCAUGCUCGUCUGCAUAUUAACAUUGGGAUAACCCUCUACAUCGUCUGAGUUGCAUCAGUUGAAACUACUGCCCACGCAAGUCUACAGAUAGCUACCUUAAAGCUGAAUAAUCGAUAAACUGUUCUUGUGAUUUUCUUGUCAGAAUUCGUUCGAGCUUUAUGGCGCCGAUUUCAUCAUCAGUGAGGACUACAAACCGUGGCUGGUAAGUAAAAUUAGUAAAUCACAUUCAAAAAAGUCUAUUUUUGAAAGCCCUCAGAAUUGUUCUCUCCAAGAAUUUAAACUUGACCUCCCACGAUUAAACGAAUUCCGCGAAUGUAGGAUUGCGACGCGAGAAAUGACUCGGGAAUUUUGCGAUCUCACCACCAACUGGUUAAGUUAGUUUAGUAACUUAUAUGUAAAAUGCUAUCUUACAUGCCCAUUAGUCGAUAUACCAAGAGUUCUUUUCGCCCCUAACUUUCUGUGGUUGCCACCUUUUCGUUCUUGUAGCUGGAAAUAAACUGUAGCCCUACAAUGGGACCAAGCACGGCUGUUACUAGAAAACUGUGCGCUCAAGUCUUAGAGGACACCAUGAAAGGUACGAGCACUACCUCGAACGAAUUCUUAUUUAGAAGUUACAAAUUGGAAGCAAAAUAGUACGAGCAGAUGCUGGGCUGUUAAACCUCAUCCGUGAAACGAUGAUCUGACAUGGACAUUUUGCUAAUUACAGACCCUUUUAUUUGGUCAAUUAGUACUUGCGGGAUAAAGGACUUCAAGGGAAUUCUAAAAUCACGAGUUCUCUGUGAUUUGGGUCUUUCUUGGCCUGUUGUGCGUGCGCCACAAUGUGCGAAACUUGUAGCGACCAUUAAGAAUGACGCAAACAUAAAUCUAUAUUGUAAUGCCUAUACAGCGACAGGACACCCAAGGAACCUCAGGAGAACCAAAGAUUUAUUUGCCGCUCGCUUGAGGGGGGGGGGGGGGGGGGCGCACAAAUAGACGCAAAGUGGGAAGCCAGAGAUUUUUCGCAGUUUCAAUUAAAACCCACCAACACUUUUUUUAUGUUGACCAUCACGGUUGGAUUUUAAUAAAACACAAAGAAAAUAAAAAAAAUACCACCNAGUAGAGAUGAUAAUGGCAUGUGAUAACUAUGCAGAGCUUUGAAACUCUUCUUACUCUAAUUCUUCAUAUCAUUAAUAAUCUAUAAAGAGAAUAAGAGUGAUAAUGGUUUUAAUACCCAACCUGAGUGGAGGGCGGUAAUUCCCAUUUUAAAUGGACGGUAAAAUUAAACCCCUAAGGAAGACCAGUAUGGGCGUAGUUAAGGCUAUAUUUGAGAUUGUACGAAAUAAAACAGACAACCACAUAAGAGCCAUGGUGACUUUCAAUGUGCAAAAGCACAAUAUGAAGGUGCUUGGUUUAUUUUAAAUGGUUAAGUAUGCAGAACUUUAAGCGACGACGUAUGGGUGAAAUAUGAGUCCUCAGUCCUCAACACUCAAAGGGAGACGAAAAUCUGCUAUUUAAAUCCCUUCGCGAGAUUCAUCCCUUCCUUUUCAUAUGAUUUUGAUCCAAAAAUUUGGGGCAAACAUUUCAUCAAGGAUUGAUCGGUAGAGACACACCUUUUUUUAUCCCACCUCUCGAUGUAUAUUCCAGUGAAACAAUCUUCGUGUUUAAUAUGGUGCAUAUAAUUUGCCUUUUUCAGUGGUCCUCGAUCGACGAGAUGACAAGAAUUGUGAAACAGGAAGAUACGAGCUAGCGUUUAAGCAGGUACCUUUCUGCAUGAUCGUGCUUUUAAGUAAUAAAUUCUUAUUCCUUUCAUCUCUCGGGCGAAACAUUAGCAGGACAAAAUGAAAAAUGUUUUUAGUCGACUCGAGAGGUUAGUUUUCGUUUGUUCUUUUGUAGCCACAAGUUACAGCGCCCCCAUAUAUUGGUAUGAGUAUGGCUGUGGAGGGCCAGGGACUCCGAAAGCCACCAGAAAAAUCCAGGAGACAUAGCGAUGUCACAUCACCCAGGACAGCACCUGCAUCGAAGCACAAGGAGACCUCAACUGAACCCAGUAACAGCAAGCCCACGAUUGUAUCUCAACCCCAACAAACUGCCCCAGAGAGCAGCAGUGUUAAAAUAACUUCACUGUCGCGACCAAAAGAGUCACGUAUUGUCAUUGCGAGCUCUUCUGGAGAGGUUUUAGAGACAAGUAAUUGUAAGAAACGAGUAGAUGUUAAGAAUAGCGGUAACAUAAAGAAACCCGAAGGUUCUUGGGCAGUCGGAUGUAUGUGUCCGCCGCCACAGUCAAUUCCAAUUGCAACGACGUUCUGUACAACAGACGAUGGAAAGCUUAAAGGACUUAUUACCAGGAGUAAACCUCAGUAUUCUGGCGAAGCGGAUGUGGCCCAUGGCGCUGACGUUCAACAACGUUCUGCGCCAAAGGCGAUGAAAAUACCUACAGCAGUGCUCAAGUACUCCUCUAGUGACAAGAACAUGCGCCAUCGAACGCAGCUGCCUAUUUCAAUAGGUCCAGAUAGUAAUGGAAAGCAUUUCUAG
This is a messenger RNA of Porites evermanni, 4188 nucleotides long. NCBI's taxonomy places the organism in Eukaryota, Metazoa, Cnidaria, Anthozoa, Scleractinia, Poritidae. The record is from the annotation of a GenBank genome assembly.